AUGGGCUUUGAACCGCAGUUGCGGAAGAUCAUCCAGUCUCGCGCUUAUGGCAUUCCCAAUGACGGAAGUCGGCAGACGGCUCUUUUUAGCGCCACAUUUCCUCCCGACGUUGCCCUUCUAGCUCGUGACUUUCUUCGCGGGUCUCGUUGCAUUUCUCUAAAUAUUGUUCACAACGACAAGGAUGAGAGUGAUCUCAUUGUGCCCCAGUGGGGUCAGGCCGUCAAACGUGGGCACCAGUCCAACGAAGAUAUUUUUAGGCAACUCAAGGCAACUGUGCCUAGGGAAAUUGUUCAGGAAAUCCAAUGGGUCGAAGACGACGGAGAAGCGCGAGGAUAUCACUUGCUCGAACGUCUUGUGAUUGUCUUAAACCGAGCUAUUACAGAUAUGCCUAUCGAGAAGAAUGAGGAUGCUUCAACGGAGCAUUUUACCGCAGACUCAAAUGACCGAAUACUUGUGUUUUGUAACACUAAGCGAGAGGCUGAUCGGGUUGAUCGCUAUUUGGUCGGUCAGGGCUUCAAAUCUGUCUGUAUCCACGGCGAUCGGUCUCAGCAACAACGCAGUCGUGUUGUUCAGCUCUUUCGAACAGGACAGGUUAACGUCCUUGUAGCAACCUCGGUAAAUCAGCUUUUGCCUUUUUGGGCUUUGUCGGGUAACCUGGCAUCCCGUGGUAGGGAACUAAUUUCUGGGAGAUUAAGCCGUUCCACGCAUUUUGUUUUUAAAGCUCACUCUUUCCUGCUUGGGGAAAAGUGUUCCUUUAAUUUUUAUUAG
Messenger RNA from Mesocestoides corti, 768 nucleotides. NCBI's taxonomy places the organism in Eukaryota, Metazoa, Platyhelminthes, Cestoda, Cyclophyllidea, Mesocestoididae. The record is from the annotation of a GenBank genome assembly.